AUGGUUGUUCAGGUGCCGAAAGGUGAGGUUUUGAUGGGAAGGUUGCGAAGUCGGCUGCAAUUCAACGGGAAUGCGCACAACGUGUUUGCGAAAAUGCCUGAGAGAAACGUUUUACCCGGAGAGUCACCUUUCAGGCGGGUAUGUGUGAGGCUAAUGACGACUAGCAAGCGUGUUCAAGAUCGGAGCAAGGAGAAGAGAGUCCGCGAGCUCGAAGUAGCGACAGAGAAAUGGAAAAUAGUUUCCAAAUUGAUGUUCUUGAUGGAGACGUUGAAGAGUGAGCGAGAUAUGAUAAUGACGGUCAGGUCCUUGGAGCAGUACAGGAGGCAGAUCAAUUUGCCUAAACCGCACAAGAUCAGCGAUUUCAUCAGAAAGUCUCCGAAGCUGUUCGAGUUGUAUAAAGACCAGAGAGGAGUCUUGUGGUGUGGAUUGACAGAGGAAGCGGAGGGCUUGUUGGAGGAGCAUGAUAGGUUGCUUGAGGAGAACGGAAGCAAAGCUGCGGAACAUGUGACCAGGUGUUUGAUGAUGUCUGUUGAUAAGAAGCUUCCUUUGGAUAAGAUUGUUCAUUUCAGGAGGGAUUUUGGGUUGCCUCUUGAUUUCAGGAUAAACUGGGUGCACAAGUUUCCUGAGCUGUUUAGAGUUGUGAAACUUGAGGAUGGAGAAGAGUAUCUUGAGCUUGUUUCAUGGAAUCCAGCUUGGGCUAUUACAGAGUUGGAGAAGAAGAGUUUUGGUUUAACAGAGGAAAGCGAUGAUCACAAGCCAGGUCUGCUUUCGUUGGCUUUCCCAAUGAAGUUCCCUCCGUCGUACAAGAAAAUGUAUAGGUACAGAGGGAAGAUCGAGCAUUUUCAGAAACGGUCUUACUUGUCUCCUUACGCUGAUGGGAGUGGACUCGAAGCUGGUUCGAAGGAGUUCGACAAGCGGGCGAUUGCGGUUAUGCACGAAGUGCUUAGCUUUACACUUGAGAAGAGAUUGGUGACGGAUCAUUUGACUCAUUUCAGGAGGGAGUUUGUGAUGCCGCAGAAGCUGAUGAGGAUUUUCUUGAAGCAUUGUGGUAUCUUUUAUGUUUCUGAGAGAGGGAAGAGAUUCAGUGUGUUCUUGACAGAAGGUUACGACGGGACUGAGCUUAUUGAGAAGUGUCCUUUGGUGCUUUGGAAAGAGAAGUUGCUGAGGUUUACUGGUUACAGAGGAAGGAAGAGAGAUAUUCCGACUUAUAAUGAUACUUUGGAGAUGGAAGAGAGAGAGUUGCUUGAUAGUGGCUCAGGAGAUGAAAGUUUGAGUGUUGGAUUUGAGAAUUAUGGUGAUGAUUUGGUAACAGAUGAUGAUGAUGAGAUGGAUAUUGAUGAAGUGAAUGAUGCAUAUGAAGAAGAUAAUAACGAAGUUUAG
This is a messenger RNA of Microthlaspi erraticum, 1380 nucleotides long. The record is from the annotation of a GenBank genome assembly. NCBI's taxonomy places the organism in Eukaryota, Viridiplantae, Streptophyta, Magnoliopsida, Brassicales, Brassicaceae.